Molecule: messenger RNA, 2730 nt
Organism: Dichotomopilus funicola
Lineage: Eukaryota; Fungi; Ascomycota; Sordariomycetes; Sordariales; Chaetomiaceae
Product: FAD dependent oxidoreductase-domain-containing protein
Exons: 1
Coding region: 1-2730 (909 amino acids)
Biological process (GO): biosynthetic process
Cellular component (GO): cytoplasm
Molecular function (GO): oxidoreductase activity
Source: RefSeq, a predicted model, not a curated record
AUGAAGUUCCUUACAACAGCUAGUCUUCCCUCCUUCUCGUUGGGGACCAAAAGGCCCUCUUACAUCCAUUUUGCCGAUGUCGCCUUUGAUUUAUCCAUCCCCUUGACCAGCCCGCAGACGGUGGGCGUAUGGAUAUGUGACGGCCAGGAAGUCACAGCGUCUUUGCUGGACCGAUGGCUCAGCCAGGCUGUCAAUGUCCCCAAGUCCAUCCUCGUUCGCGAUGUUAGCGCGAUCCCCCGUCUCGAAGAGCUCGCCAAGGGCCGGGUGGCUGCGAUCUCGGCAUUCCCCGCUGAGCUGCCCUCUGCCACACCGAGGGAAAAGGACGAAGCCAUUCUCCGGGCAGCGGAGAAGCUCUACGCCCAAGCCCAUGCCAACGCCACAGCCGAGCGGUCCAAGGUCAAGCCCACCAUCAAAAACAAGGAGAAGCCCUCCGUGGUGCUCGUCGGCGCGGGCAUCAUGAACCUCCUAACCGGCAAACUUCUCGCCGAGAAAGGCUUCCAAGUCCGCAUUGUCGAUCAGGCUCCCGACCCGCGAGCGACCCAACCUCAGGACUGGACCGCCCUCGGCGUGACCAGUGGCGGGCACAACGCGCGCAUGUUCACGUACACCGAGGCGGACAACUACAACGAACAAGACAGUGAGCUCUAUGCGGACAUGCAGUCCAUCUUCCGCAAGACGGUACGCGAAGGCGGGUGGAGUGUCAAGGAGCCCAAGGCCUUCACACCGGCGGAGCACGACUGGGUGGGUGCGUUUGAGCGCGUUCCCGGCUGGAUGGCGGCCAUGUUUAAGAAGGAGAUCCACAGCGUCAACACGGAGGCUGGGAGGCUGUGGAAGGAGCUGAUCAAGACUGCUCCGGAAUUGUUUGAGGAAUCUGGGUUCCGCAAGGACAUUGUGCGGUUGUACGUUGAGUCGGUAGCGCUGGAGGCUUCUGUCGGGCUCAACGGCAACCUUGGCUCGCUUCUUCAGACCCCGUCCACGGAAGAGUUUCUGACCAGCUACCCGGUCUUCCGUUCCGCGGUUGAGACGGACCACCUGGCUGGCGGGCUCAUCGUCGACGGCUUCACCGUCAACGUCCACCUGUUUGUCGAGAAGCUGAUUGCACGUAUCACAUCACUGGGCGGCGAGUUCAUCUGGAACAGCGAGGUCCAGGGCAUCCAGCGCAACGCCCAGGGAGAAGUGACGGCGCUCAAGACGCAGCGUGGGGCGGAUCUGCAGGCCGACCACUUUGUCAUUAGCCCCGGCACGAGCGGCCACUCACUGCUCCACGGCACGGCGAGUGAGAACCUGGUGCAGGGCGUGCUGGGCAUCUGGCUGCAGAUUCCCAACGUGGAGCCCAAGGUGAACCAUUCGAUGAAGAUCCAUCGGCGCGGGCACAAGGUUGAGGACAUCAACGUGACCGUGGCCAAGGACCAGCAGACGGGCGAGGACAUUCUCAUUUUCGGGGGCGGGUACGGAUACGUCGGGCUGGACCGCCGGCCGGACCCGGAGUCGCCCGAGCUGGCAGCCCUGUACGACGAGCUGGAAGAGGUCGCGCGGAUUUACUUCCCCCGGGGCUACGAGUUGGCCAAGUCGCGCGGGCCCACGUCCUUCUACCCCGGCGGACACCGCAAGCUGUGCGUGCGACCGUUUACACCGACCGGGCUGGGUCUGUUUGAGACAAUCCCCACCUCGGCGGGUGGACAGCUCAUCAUCACCGGCGGGAACAACACAGGUGGUUUCGCCCAGGCGCCGGCGAUCGCCCAAGCUGUGCUCAGAUCGUUCCGUGGAGAAGCCGAUCCCAUCCAGGUCCUUUUCCACCCGGCACGCGGCAAGCUCCCGCGCUCUGCGGUAUACAAAUCGCGGACGCCUAGCCCGCUCGCAUCGCCGUCGCUCAGCACCGACGACCUCAAGUCCGAACUGGUCCCGCAGCCACAACAACAACCCCCAACCCCGGAACCCCUCAAGGUCCUCCUCGUCUGCUCCGACAGCCCCAACCACACCUACCUCCGCUAUCGUCUCUCCGAAGCCUUCCCGGGCGGGUACCACUGCAUCGUGGAGCCCGACGCCGGCCAACUCCGGCAUCUCGCCAAACAAAAGCGUCACAUCGACGGCGCCUGGCAACGCUACCACGGUCUCCGCCGCAAACUCCUCGGCCACUCCGCCCGUCGCGCAGCCCACUUCGCCUCCCUCAUCCCCACCGACUACACACCCCCCACCCCGGACCUCAUCGUCGAUACCGUCAACUCCUCCCCCGUCUGGAAAGCCGUCGAGGAAUGGCAGCCCGAACUCACCAUCGUAUCCGGCACCAAAUACAUCGGCAAGAAACUCUCCGACCGCGCGGGCCUCAUGAUCAACCUCCACACGGGCCACCUGCCAGAAUACAAAGGCAAUCACUGCAUCUUCUUCGCACUCGCCGACGGCCGCGUCGACUGCGUGGCCUCCACCCUGCACCAACUCACCUCCACCCUCGACGGCGGCGACGUGCUGGACCGCGUGUACCCGACCAUUGACCCGACCACGGACAAUGAAGAUACGCUGUAUACCAAGUGUUUGCAGUUGUCGGUGGAGAGGGUGGUGGAGCAUGCGAAGCGAUUUGAGAGAGGGGAGGAACUGGAGUUUGUGCCGCAGCGGAAGAGGCCGGCGGGCGCGGGGCCCGAGAAGGUGUAUCGGCAUCGGGAUCGGACGGUUGGGAGGGAGUUGGGGGUGUGGUGGAAGGUUAGUGUGGGGGGGUUGUUGAAGGGGGGGAAUUAG